AUGAAGUUCCUCAAUCAGAAGGAAGCAAUUGCCGUUGACGAGGAAUUGUUCAACGAGUACAAGUUCAGUGUUGAUCAACUAAUGGAACUGGCAGGGCUGAGCUGCGCUCAUGCCAUAAAUGAUUGCUACGGAAACAAAACGAACAAUAAAAAAGUGCUCGUUUGCUGUGGACCCGGUAACAAUGGUGGAGAUGGACUGGUAGCCGCGCGCCAUCUGGUGUUGUUGAAUUUCGAACCUUACGUCUACUAUCCUACUAAGCAAUCUAAAGAGCUGUUCGUUAAUUUAACACAUCAAUGUGAGUCGAUGGGCAUCCAGGUGAGCCAAGAAUGUCCUACGCUGGAAUGGGUAGACAACAAUAUUGGGCUGGUGAUAGAUGCGCUGUUUGGGUUUAGUUUCAAGCCACCUGUAAGAGAGUCCUUUACUUCAAUAAUGAACGUACUGAUAGAAACUAAAGUUCCUGUUGUGAGGUAA
Messenger RNA from Sabethes cyaneus, 471 nucleotides. RefSeq names its product NAD(P)H-hydrate epimerase (gene Naxe). Gene Ontology annotation, cellular component: mitochondrion. Lineage: Eukaryota; Metazoa; Arthropoda; Insecta; Diptera; Culicidae. Bases 1 to 471 code for a protein of 156 amino acids. The transcript has a single exon. Gene Ontology annotation, molecular function: NAD(P)HX epimerase activity. The record is from RefSeq and is a predicted model, not a curated record.